AUGUUCGCCUUCCUACGACCUGUACACCCGCCAAGGACCAACAACGCGACCAAGAACCCCAUCAUCUACGAGGAUGGCCGCGCAUCUGUCACCUUUGCCGGCCCCGGCUCGGAAUACAUCAUGACGCACCGCAUGCCGCCGACGACCAAGAUCCACGGCGCGUCCAUCAUAGAACCCCCAUUCCACUACCACAUCCACCAGGACGAGUUCUUCCACGUCCAGUCCGGCAGGGGCAACUUCUACCGUGGCCUCUCAUCGGAGCCAUUUGCAACCCUGUCUUCCGAGCCCGGAGUGCAGUCCAAGGCGUCCAUAAAAGCGGGGCGCUACCACCGCUUCGAGAACGCGAGCGACGUCGAGGACCUCGUUGUCGACAUACACCUCACGCCCGAAUCAUAUGAGAGCGAGCAGUGCUUCUUUAGGAACUUUUUCGGCUAUCUAGACGAUUGCAAGACGGCUGGCACCGCGCCGAGCUUCUUCCAGCUCAUGGUGUUUUUGCACGCGGCUGAUACCCCGCUCGCGGUGCCCAUUCCGCCAGAGUGGCUUGGCAAGGUCCUGAGUCGUCUGCUGCUUUGGGGUGCGGCGUAUUGGGGGCGGUAUGUCUUGGGCUACAAGACGUGCUACCCGGAGUAUUACGAAGAUUCAAAGUCUAGCGUGAAGCUCGAUAAUCGUGCAGACUCUACGUUGAUGACCGUCACCAAAAUGGCAAAUGAAUACACCGUUGGCUGGAUGGUUGCUCUUCCCCUAGAGCUUGUCGCCUCACGCCUCUUUCUUGAGCAGGAGCACGAUCAUGUCCCCCACGCCGAUGGCGACGACAACUCGUACAUUCUGGGCUCAAUCGGCAAUCACAACAUAGUUAUGGCCGCGCCUCCUAGGGGCAAAAUUGGACUCGUAACGGCGGCGAACGUUAUCGGCAAUAUGAUCCGCAGUUUCCCAAACCUACGCUUCGUUAUGAUGAUUGGCAUCGCCGGCGGCGCUCCGAGCCGGAAGCACGACAUCCGUCUCGGCGACGUGGUGGUCAGCUCUCCCAGCGGCAACUCAGGUGGCGUUCGCCAGUAUGACUUUGGGGACCGUGAGCAGGGACGGCCCUUCACGGAGAAAGGCCAUUUAAAUGCGCCACCGAACUGCGUGCUCAGUGCCGUCACUAAGCUGGAAGUCGAUCACAAGAUAAAUGGCAACAGCUUGCGCGCACAAGUGGACGAGAUGCUCCAGCGCCACAUUGGGCUUCAAGGGGAGCACUCUCUGCACACGACAAUUCAAGAAGUUCGCCGACAAAAUGAGACCAUGAUGCUGAGCCAGCACCAGACAGAAGUUGUAGAAUGGCUGUCUGCCCCAGCCACAUCGGUCAAUGCCGCUAACGCCAGAAAGAGUCGACAACCAGAAACUGGCCAAUGGUUCCUCAACAGCACUGCUUUCUGCGACUGGAAGGGAUGGGAACCAGGAUCCCGGAAGUAUCUGUGGUUGAACGGCAUGCCAGGCAGCGGAAAGACUGUCCUUGUCACGAAAAUCAUCGACCACCUCGAACAGCUACACCUGGAUCAAGAUUACUGCAUCAUACUCAGGUUCUUCUACGACUUCAACGACAAUAAGCUACAGAAAGUGGAUAGCAUGGCACGAUCAUUUAGCGCUCAAAUGUACAGGCACCUUUGUACACGACAACAGAACAACCUUGCCACAGAGCUGGAAAAGCUGUACAAAAGAUUAUCUCCUAGUGGAGAAAAGCCGAGCGCUGAAAAUCUAACAGGCUCUCUUAGUGCAAUGAUGGGAGGGCCUCUUAAGAUCUACAUAGUUAUUGACGCAAUGGACGAGAGCGAAGAAAGGCAGCCACUCGUAAACUGGCUAGGGAGAUUCUUUACGGCAACCAAUGAUCUAUCUAGCAUCAAGUUGAUCAUGACAAGUCGUCCAGAGACCGAUUUCAACAGACAGAUUCCCAACCUGAUUGGUAAAGACAAUUGCAUGCCACUUCAGAAGGCCGCUGUCAACGUCGACAUAGGUAUAUUUGUCGACUUCCACAUCAACAACCCCGACUCAACGCUGAGCAAGUGGAAGAAGCUGCCAGCUCUUCACAAAAGGAUCCGGGAUGAACUCUGCAAAAGGGCGGAUGGCAUGUUUCGCUGGGCAGCAUUGCAGCUCAAGGAGAUUGAGAAAUGUCUAGAUCAAAGCGAUGUCGAACACGCUCUGGCCAACCUGCCCAAGUCCCUCGAUGAGACAUAUUCUAGGACUCUUCAAAGAAUUCCGGAGCGCCAAAAAGACAAGGCAAUACAGCUGCUACAAUUCCUUCUCUAUGCUAUGUGGCCGAUUACUCUGCAACAAGCUGUGGACGUCGUUGCGGUUCAGAUUGGCGGCGGAAUUGAUCAGGGCUUUCAUCGCAAUCGCAGGAUGCCCGAACCUACCGACAUUGCCAAAUAUUACCCGGAUUUAGUCGUCAUCACCUCAAAAAGAGAGUUUGGUACGGGAGAGAGCCCUGGCACAGAGGAAAGCUCUGGCGAAACAUUCGUCACCGACGAUUAGUUGGGUCAUUUCGCGACUUAGGAGAUUUUCCGUUUAGUUAUUACGCAUCACACUAUCUUGGCGCGCAUGCCUAUCUAGCUGAAAAGUUCUCAGCAGACCGCGCAUUCAUCAAUGAAUUGGUCUCUCUUAUUGAUUAUUUCAGAAAUAUAUUUUGGCUGAAGGAUUUAAGAUUUCUGGACGACCCUCUGGCUUGGGCAAGUAAAGCCGGACUUUGCGAGACUUUGGAGCGCCUUUUAGCCACUCAGCGGUGGGAUAUCAAACAACAGGAAGCUUCCGUGGCUUCGGGCAAAUCAGACUUCACUGCAUUAUAUCUCGCUUCCUCUAAGGGGCACGAGAGUAUUGUAGAACUGCUUUUGCGGGGCGGAGCCGAUCUCUACUUUUCCACCAAUCGGUGGAGCAACCCCCUCCAAGCUGCCGCAUACUAUGGCAAACUUCAAAUGGUGAAGCUGUUGAUUGAUCGAGGGGCGGAUAUCAUUAGCCCAAGGACAGGAGAAAGUCUGAAGGUCCUCGAAUCCGUCGUGAAAACUGAUCACUUAGAUGUGCUCCGCUAUCUCCUCCGUCAAUUUUCUGACAAAACAAGAUACGGCAGCGUGUUGAACGCCGCAAUAAUGGAAGCGGCUGGGAUGCGAGUCCCGGUUAUGAGUCCGAAAUUGAGAUCCCGUGGUAUCGUUGCGAUCAUGCAAGAGUUUGUCAAUGCAGGAGGGGACAUUCAUUGUACAGGAGUGGGGAGCUACGAUAACACUCUCCAAGCAUCAUCGGCGGCACGCAACUCGGAAUUGGUCUGUUAUCUGAUUGCGAACGGUGUUCAAAUAAACCGGAAAGGGGGCAUAUACUGCACAGCAUUACAAGCUGCUGCAAAACGUGGAUGCGAGGAUAUUGUCCGACUUCUUUUGCAAAACGGAGCGGAUGUUAACAUUAAAGGAGGGGAAUAUGGUACAGCAUUACAAGCUGCUGCAAAACGUGGAUGCGAGGAUAUUGUCCGGCUUCUUUUGCAAAACGGAGCGGAUGUUAACAUUAAAGGAGGGUAUUUUGGUACAGCAUUACAAGCUGCUGCAGAACGUGGAGACGUGGAUAUGGUCCUACUUUUUUUGCAAAACGGAGCGGAUGUUAACAUUAAAGGAGGGGAAUAUGGUACAGCAUUACAAGCUGCUGCAGAACGUGGAUGCGAGGAUAUUGUCCGGCUUCUUUUGCAAAACGGAGCGGAUGUUAACAUCAAAGGAGGGAAAUAUGGUACAGCACUUCAAGCGACUUUAGUAGCCAAAAACCGGAACAGCCAGGAACUGGUUCGAAUUCUUUUGCAAAACGGAGCGGAUGUUGAUAUGUGGGUCGGCGAAUGGCUAAAUACGUCAGAGAUACAAGGUAUUAAACGACUUUUGGAACGCCGAAAACAUAGGGGAGGGUUUUUUGAAAUCGUCAAGCUUGUUAUUGGGGAAAUGGCUCCCCGAUAUUUCUGGUUUUUUGUGGGCAGUCGACAGAAAACUCUUUUCCGCGCUUCCCAACGCUGGCAUCGUCGGCCACACCCAAGGGCGGACAUCAAGAAGCGUCUAGGCCUCAAGAAGCGUCUAGACGUGAAAACGAAGACGGCAACACCGUUCCACUCGCGGUACAAAGUUUUAGUCGAGAAGCAUUUGGAACGCAUGGCGAACAAGACUGCAGUCCGCUAUUUGAGAGACGCACCCUGCACGACGAGACAACGCGCGAGGCACAGGGCGCUACGAAAGCGGUACAAGUGGAGCAAACAGAGGUAUGAACAGAGGCAAAUAAAGAAGAAAAGAUGGUGGAGGCUGAGUACUCGUCUAUUCUAG
This is a messenger RNA of Pyricularia pennisetigena, 4313 nucleotides long. RefSeq lists its product as uncharacterized. The transcript is spliced from 5 exons. Gene Ontology annotation, biological process: nucleoside metabolic process. Gene Ontology annotation, molecular function: catalytic activity. NCBI's taxonomy places the organism in Eukaryota, Fungi, Ascomycota, Sordariomycetes, Magnaporthales, Pyriculariaceae. The record is from RefSeq and is a predicted model, not a curated record. Bases 1 to 2508 code for a protein of 835 amino acids.